AAUGGUUGUUAGAAUUAUUGGAAAUUCUAUAAGCAAAUAAAUUGUGUUUAAAAAUAGAUUAAUCAGUUUAGGAGAUAAUAGAGAAAUUGAGAGACUAUAGUUAAAAAAGGGAUAGUAGGCAUAGGUUUGUGGAAUAACUAAUACAUCUAAAUGA
Paramecium sonneborni is the source of this 154-nucleotide messenger RNA. Lineage: Eukaryota; Ciliophora; Oligohymenophorea; Peniculida; Parameciidae. The record is from the annotation of a GenBank genome assembly.